GUCCAGAGCAACUAACCAACUCAUUCGUACAUGGGGGGUUUGACUAUUUAUAACACAAAAUCGAUUUCAACCUUUCCUUCUUCAUUUUUUAAAUUAUUUGCCUCUAAACUCUUUUUCUUGCUCAGCCAUGACCAAAGGAAACUUAUUUGGAAUUUAUUCCGCUUCCAACCCCGUCAACCAAUUAAGCACUAACCUUUCGCAAAUGAGCACUGAGUCAGAAUCAGCUUCGAGUUCCACAGCAACCGUUCCUCUUCCUCCCACCUUCGGCAUACUUGGCCAAAAGAGCGCUGCUCCGACCACCCCCGAGCCCGCUUCUGCCAUCGAGCCCUUGGCAUCCUACCAGCGAGUCUUUCAGGGACUCGACAACCUCGAUGACACGGUCGAAGCCGUCGAGCCCUGGCUUGCCGCCGCCGAACACUGCUUUGGCCUUAUCCCCGACGCUACCAAGCUGACCAUCAUCAGGCCCAAACUGACUGGUGCCAAAGUGUCCACCCUACGCUUCCUCAACCUCACCACAUGGUCCGAGUUCAAAGAGGAGCUCUUUGAUGUGCUUGGUGUAGAAGAUUACCGACUGAACUUGGAGGCUAAUAUCUGGGCAAAAACGAGAUACGAGAAGAUGAGCCCAAGGGAGGCCCUGGCUCAGGCGAAAAUUGAUUAUGCUAUGCUUGUGCGUGCCAAGGGCGAAAAGAAGCCAGCAAAUAUUGAUAGGCGCAUUUUAGAUGCUGUUAGGGUAAGGUUCCCAGAGAAACACAUUGGCCAUGUUGAGGUUGAUACACCGCUGCGUGAGGCGCUGGUACAGCUGAAGGACGUUAUCAAGACAUCUGUGGCCAACAAUAGCCGCGAGGGAUGGCCCGAUUACAAGUGAUUCUUUUUGUUUACUUUUUCUUUGAUAAAAAAAUAAAGUAUUUUUAAUUCAAUUCAA
This is a messenger RNA of Kickxella alabastrina, 922 nucleotides long. RefSeq lists its product as uncharacterized. The transcript has a single exon. The coding region runs from base 128 to 865 and encodes 245 amino acids. The record is from RefSeq and is a predicted model, not a curated record. NCBI's taxonomy places the organism in Eukaryota, Fungi, Kickxellomycota, Kickxellomycetes, Kickxellales, Kickxellaceae.